CGAGAGGAGGCGCCUGGCGCUAACAAAAGUCCGGCCCGCGGGUGCGCCGCGCCGGGCCGCGAGUCUCUGCUCGCUCGGGGCACCCGCAACAAGUGGCCGCCGCGCCCUCCCCGGGGAAGCCGCGGGCGCGCAGGGGCGCCGGGAGGAGGCGGCCGAGCCGGGGAGCCCCUGCCGCCCGCGCGGCUCAGCCCCACCGCAGAGGGAUCGGGGCGGGCGGAUGGGGACCCGGCGGCGGCGGCGCGGCGAGCCUCUGGGCGGCCCCGGGGCGCGGGCUCUCCGCCGCGCUGCGCCCGCUGGCCCGGAACGCGGAUUCUAAGAGCGGCGGCUGCCCCCGGCCCCACCCGGAGCCAUCGGGGGUGCCAGGCGGGGACGGAGCGCCCCCUCCCACCGGAGUGCAGGGGCCGCCCCCGGUCGGAGCCCGGCCCCGGAGCGUGGGGUAUGCGCAGCUAACGGUCCCGUCGGGCGGGCUUUCCUCUGGUGGAGCGCGCAGGCGGUGCGCCCCAGCUAUGGAGUGUCCGGGGAGACGGCGGGCAUGACGGCGGCAGGAUGGGCGCGAACAAUGGCAAACAGUACGGCAGUGAGGGCAAAGGCAGCUCAAGCAUCUCAUCUGACGUGAGUUCAAGUACAGAUCACACGCCGACCCAAGCCCAGAAGAAUGUGGCUACCAGUGAAGACUCCGACCUGAGCAUGCGCACACUGAGCACGCCCAGCCCAGCCCUGAUAUGUCCCCCGAACCUGCCCGGGUUUCAGAAUGGAAGGGGCUCGUCCACCUCCUCGUCGUCCAUCACCGGGGAGACGGUGGCCAUGGUCCACUCCCCGCCCCCGACCCGCCUCACCCACCCGCUCAUCCGGCUGGCCUGCAGACCGCAGAAGGAGCAGGCCAGCGUCGAGCGCCUCCCGGACCAGUCCAUGGUGCAGAUCUUCUCCUUCCUGCCCACCAACCAGCUGUGCCGCUGCGCCCGCGUGUGUCGCCGCUGGUACAACCUGGCCUGGGACCCGCGGCUCUGGAGGACUAUCCGCCUGACGGGCGAGACCAUCAACGUGGACCGCGCCCUCAAGGUGCUGACCCGCCGGCUCUGCCAGGACACGCCCAACGUCUGUCUCAUGCUGGAAACCGUAGCGGUCAGUGGCUGCAGGCGGCUCACGGACCGAGGGCUUUACACCAUUGCCCAGUGCUGCCCCGAACUGAGGCGACUGGAGGUCUCGGGCUGUUACAAUAUCUCCAACGAGGCGGUCUUCGACGUGGUGUCCCUCUGCCCCAACCUGGAGCACCUGGACGUGUCAGAUUUCCAUCCGCUACCUGGACAUGACGGACUGCUUCGUGCUGGAGGACGAAGGGCUGCACACGAUCGCGGCGCACUGCACGCAGCUGACCCACCUGUACCUGCGCCGCUGCGUGCGCCUCACCGACGAGGGCCUGCGCUACCUGAUGAUCUACUGCACCUCCAUCAAGGAGCUGAGCGUCAGCGACUGCCGCUUCGUCAGCGACUUCGGCCUGCGGGAGAUCGCCAAGCUGGAGGCGCGCCUGCGGUACCUCAGCAUCGCCCACUGCGGCCGCGUCACCGACGUGGGCAUCCGCUACGUGGCCAAGUACUGCAGCAAGCUGCGCUACCUCAACGCGAGGGGCUGCGAGGGCAUCACGGACCACGGCGUGGAGUACCUCGCCAAGAACUGCGCCAAGCUCAAGUCCCUGGACAUCGGCAAGUGCCCGCUAGUCUCCGACACGGGCCUCGAGUGCCUGGCCCUGAACUGCUUCAACCUCAAGCGGCUCAGCCUCAAGUCCUGCGAGAGCAUCACGGGCCAGGGCCUGCAGGUCGUGGCGGCCAACUGCUUCGACCUCCAGAUGCUCAACGUGCAGGACUGCGACGUGUCCGUGGAGGCCCUGCGGUUCGUGAAGCGCCACUGCAAGCGCUGCGCCAUCGAGCACACCAACCCCGCCUUCUUCUGAAGGGGCCGCUCGGGCCGCCGCGCGCGGACCCAGUGGCGCGAUUCCCGAGAGCAGCAUCUGUAAGCGCCGGCACCCGCCCACCCGUAGCAGCCCUUGCUUCCUGGGAGGCUCUUGGGGGUCUGGCUUUUCGUUUUCCUUGGUGCUCGUGGGCGACAGGGGUCCAGGAAAGCAAGGGGGAGUGGGGGGAGAGCGGGGGGAGGGCGGGGGGGUGCAAGUUGCCGUGCCGGUAAACUGGUUUUUUGGGUCAGGUCAUCUGUAGGCAGUUUCUCUUCUCCCCAAAGAGGUACCUCAGAAGGCCGAUGGCAGUGUGUUUAAGAACGCCUCUUUCUCUGUCUCUCUGCUCCCGGCGGCAUCCCAGGCUUCUGCGUGCACACACCUGUCCCAACCGCUCCCCCCCCCCCACAGCCCCUCCCUGGCCAACAGCAACCACACAUCCAGGAUAAUGAUGCUCUCCAGACCUCCUCCUCUUUAAACCACUUGAGUGGCCUAAGCCGCACUCAGCAGUCCUGCGCCCAAGCAAAUUCUUGUUAAAUAAAUGUCCUAGCACGUGGUAUAUACAAAGCGCUUCCAACCCUUUUCUAAAGAAUCACUUGGGGCAAGCAGCACUGUGCAGGAGGAGACCUGCAUUCUCCCCUCCUGCCCCCCCCCCCAGCUCUGCCACA
Mirounga angustirostris (Northern elephant seal) is the source of this 2610-nucleotide messenger RNA. It is a transcript of the gene FBXL7, whose product is annotated as F-box and leucine rich repeat protein 7. The record is from RefSeq and is a predicted model, not a curated record. Gene Ontology annotation, molecular function: protein binding. Gene Ontology annotation, cellular component: cytoplasm. NCBI's taxonomy places the organism in Eukaryota, Metazoa, Chordata, Mammalia, Carnivora, Phocidae. Bases 547 to 2178 code for a protein of 543 amino acids. Gene Ontology annotation, biological process: positive regulation of protein ubiquitination. The transcript has 4 exons.